UCUGAAGCCAAGAGUUAGUACCUGGUUUCAACUGCAUCAAUGCCCAUAAAAACAAAGGAAAGGACACUCUUUUGUCUCGCGAAGCAUUAGAGGGAAGACCAAACAGCUAAUCAUCACAAUCCCAACUUCAAAUGUAUGUUUCUAGCUUCCAUCACUCUCACCCAACUCAACCCCCUGUUCUGAAGAACCGAAAAUUCAGACCUUUCUUUUUGGGUGAUUGAAGGUUCAGACCUUGAAACCCAUGUUUUGAAGAUCGCUCAAGUUGGGAUCUUUGUCUUUGUUUUGUCUGGGUUGCAAUGUUUGCUUCAGGACAACCCGAUUCUGGUAAAUUUUAUCAAUGUAUACGGGAACUAGGUGACAAUGUUGAGAAGUUGAUCUCAGAGCUGCACACAGAUCUGUUAAAAGCUGAACAAGAGAAUAAAGAUCUCAGGGAAGAGCUUGCGCAAAGUGAAGCUCGAAACAGAGAGCUUGCGAAAGAACUUGGGCAGAACGAAAACCAAAAGAAUGUGGUUAACCAAGAGCCUGAGAAUAGUGAAGCUCAAAAUAAAGAGCCUAAAACUGUAGUCUUAGAACAGCAGAAAACUUUGUUAAGCUAUGAAUUUCAAUUGAAACAUGCUAGGAAAGAUCUUGCUCGGAGUGAAGGUCAAAUUGAGGAUCUAAAGGAAGAACUUGAUCAGGUUGCCUCUAACGCGAGUACUACUGUGCAACAAAUUGAGUCGAGGAUUGAUGUAAUGACCAAAGAGCACGAGAGCUUGAAUAGAGAGUACAAUCAAGCUUUGGAGGAGCGCGAUGUGGCUUUGGUGAAGUUGAACACCAUUGGAGCAGAGCUAAAGGGGGCAAAAAAAGACUUGGAAUCAGGGAAGAAUGUGUUGGAGACCGAAAGGAUAUCACUGGCCGAAAAGCUUACCAAGGCAAAGGAGGGCUGGUAUGCUGAGAAGAUAGCACUAGCUGAUAGGCUUACUAAGGCGAAGGAGGCUUAGGACGCUGAGAGGAAAGGACUGGUUGAGAUGCAUACAAAGGCAAAGGAGGUGUGGGAAUCUGAGAGGAAAGGACUGACUGAGAUGAAUUUUAAGGCAAAGGAGCUGUGGAAAUUUGAGAGAUUAGCACUGAUUGAAACACAUACUAAGGAAAAGGAGGUGUGGGAGGCUCAGAGAGUAGCAUUGCAUAAGAGGUUUACUGAGGUAAAGGAGUUUUGGGAAGUUGAGUGUACAGCUCUGGCUGAGUGGCUUGCCAAGGUAACUGAUGUGCGGGAGGCCAAGCAAAUAGCAGAGUGCCCUGUGAAUUUAAGGCAAAGAGUUGGGAAUAUAAUCUCCACCAGAAAAAAUGAGCAAGGAGAAGAAGCAUAUACCAAAGGUCCUUGCAAGUUUCGUCAACUUUCACAGGCAACUGUCAUAGAUAUUCUCUCAAGGCUCCCAGUCAAGUCCCUCUUUAACUGCAUGUACGUUUGCAAAGCAUGGCAUGUGUUAAUGUCUGGCUCUCGUUUUCUUAUCUCCACCAUAAAAGAUCACCCAUUGGGAUCUUGAUCCAUACAUAUUCCCCUGAAGGGCCUUCAAGGGAACUUGAUUUCAACCAGAUAGACAAAAGUCCUCGUUCUAACUCUUCUGAUUUGUGGCUUGAGAAAAUAAAAUUUUCUCCAGAUAAUAGUCUACCAAGUUCUACAAUUAAGUUGUGGAAUUCAUGCAAUGGUUUAAUUUGUUUGUCUGGACCCAAAAGAGAUGGUUGCUGCUAUGUGUGCAAUCCCAUUUUGGGUGAGUUUAUUACCAUUCCAUAUGGGGGACAAUGCCAUGGUUUUAUUGGACUUGGUUUCAGCAUCAAGAGUAAUCAGUGCAAGUUAUUGCGAAUGUCUAGUCCUGUGUUUACUCCGAGAAUUGGUAAUGAGACUUCAUCGAGCUCCUGCAAUGGCUACCGUUGGGCUGAGAUAUACACAUUAGGGACCAGAGAUUGGAGAAAGAUUGGAAUUGUUCCCAACUAUGGAAGUAGUCUCAAGGUUCCAUUUGAUGCUAUUUUGCAUGGAGCUCUUCAUUGGGUUUCCUUUUGGGGCAGGAGCAGUGAAUUUAUACAUUCUUGCGACUUUGAAAGAGAAAAGUUUCAACAAAUACCCCCACCCGGCAACUUUGGACUGAUACAGAAGCAGUAUACUGAUAGCUUGAAGUUGGGAGUGUUAAGAGAUUGUCUCAUUUUAUCUGUUUUUGCUGAUGAUUCUAGCAGAUUUGACAUAUGGAUUAUGAAGGAUUACGGUAUCCAAGAGUCUUGGACCAGAAGUAUUGUCAUUGAUAACAUCUUUCCGAUGAAGCUCAGUUUUGUUUGUUAUGAACCUAUUAUGCUUUUGAGUAAUGGGGAAUCCUGUUGUUGAACGAUGAUGAUCCCCAACUUGUAGUUUGUUAUAAUCAAGAAACAAAGAGUUUCAGGGAAACUAGAAUUACUUCAACUACAUUGCCAUUGAUUCAACUUGCUUACUGUCCAUCCUUUGUUUCACUCCAUGAUGUUUCUAAAGGGGAGGAGGUGAAAAGGUACUUCAAAGUAUAAGUUCAGUUACAAUUUUUUGCUACCACUUUUUAUAUAAUCUUUACUAUAGGUUGAUGUUUUCUAGGAACAUAUGAUCUGGUAUUGCAUAUUUGAUCAUGCAUCCCUAUUACUGUACAUGGAAGUAAUUAUGGAAUACAGCCCUGCUCAUUAGACUUGAAGAUGUUGUGUAUCAGAAUUUUAUCUGGGAUCUUAUUUUUGAUUAUAGACGAGUUCUCUUAUUGGGGAUUUAGAAAAAUCGUGUGGGCAAUAGUUUUCUGUGACCAAAUACGAGAUUAGUUUAUUGC
Molecule: messenger RNA, 2810 nt
Organism: Argentina anserina (silverweed cinquefoil)
Lineage: Eukaryota; Viridiplantae; Streptophyta; Magnoliopsida; Rosales; Rosaceae
Exons: 4
Coding region: 297-980 (227 amino acids)
Source: RefSeq, a predicted model, not a curated record